Ipomoea nil (Japanese morning glory) is the source of this 1662-nucleotide messenger RNA. RefSeq names its product zinc finger protein WIP3-like. Gene Ontology annotation, biological process: regulation of gene expression; anatomical structure development. The transcript has 2 exons. NCBI's taxonomy places the organism in Eukaryota, Viridiplantae, Streptophyta, Magnoliopsida, Solanales, Convolvulaceae. Gene Ontology annotation, molecular function: DNA-binding transcription factor activity. Bases 99 to 1166 code for a protein of 355 amino acids. Gene Ontology annotation, cellular component: nucleus. The record is from RefSeq and is a predicted model, not a curated record.
AGUGGAAUGACUUGGACAAAUUACAAGACUUGUUGGGUUUCUUUCUUUUUCAGUUUUUUUUUUUUUUGGGUUUUCUCCUCUUCUCUUCUCUCCCAAAUAUGGGUAUAAGAAACUGCCAUAUCCAAGCUGCAGGUCUCAAUCUGUGUUUUCAAGCUCCAACCUUCAUUGAAUGGCUCAAGCCAUCAUCAUCUUCUUCUUCUUCUUCUUCAUCUGCAAUUUCACCACAACUUCUUCUUAUUCAUCAACCCUCUGGUAACAAAAACGACACCAUGAGCUUCUUGAAAUUCCCAGCAGUAAUUGAAACUCCACAUCAACUGCAGGAAAGAGUGGACGAUCAUGAUGAAGAAACCCUCCAAUGCUUGCCGCUUCUGAGCAAGCUGAUGGAGGCGAAAGGCGGCGGCGUCAAGGAGGAAGAAAGGGAUGAUGAUGAGGAGGAGGAGGAGGAGAAAGUGGCGGUGGCUUUGCAUAUAGGGCUGCCGGAUUCUGGGGGCGAGGAGGCUAAACCCAUCAACGUUUUCAAGGCGGAGGAGGAAGAGAGCGUGAAGAAGAGAAGAAGGGCGGUGGUUGUUGAUGGCGAUAAUGGAUGCAAGUUCAACAGUGAGAGUAGGUUUUGGAUCCCCACACCCACCCAGAUUCUUGUUGGCCCUAUGCAGUUUGCUUGUAACAUUUGCAGCAAAACCUUCAAUAGGUAUAACAAUAUGCAGAUGCAUAUGUGGGGACAUGGUUCAGAAUUCAGGAAGGGACCAGAAUCCCUGAGAGGAACACAGCCAGCAGCAAUGCUAAGGCUGCCAUGCUAUUGCUGCGCAGCAGGGUGCAAGAACAACAUAAACCACCCAAGAGCCAAGCCAUUGAAGGACUUCAGAACCCUGCAGACACACUACAAAAGGAAGCAUGGGUCUAAGCCCUUUACCUGCAGGAAAUGUGGCAAAACCUUUGCUGUCAAAGGGGAUUGGAGGACCCAUGAGAAGAACUGUGGCAAGCUCUGGUACUGCACCUGUGGUUCAGACUUCAAGCACAAGAGAUCCCUCAAAGACCACAUUAGAUCUUUUGGGAAAGGCCACUCCCCCCACCCCUCCCUCGAGGGCUUCGAGGAUGAAAAGGAGGAGUUGAUGAUGACCGACGAGGAAGAAACUCACUCCAAAUCGGGAAAUUCUUACCUACUCUAAGAUCAUACAGAUCAGUCGAUCAGGUGCAAACUUUUAGAGUAAGUAAGAAUUUCUUGGGGAGUGAUGAAUGGAGUUUUAGUUUUUUUGGUGGUUAAAAGGUACGUUCGCCCAGGCAUUUGCUCGGUAACAAAAAAUUCUCAACAUUGAUGAGUUUCCUUUUAUGGAAAUUGUUGAUUGGGAGUGGUUUGUUAUGGAGCAAUUGCUAGGUGGUGAGCAUGAAUGAAUGCAUAUUUGGUUUAAUUUUGUGCAAAUUAAAAUAAGGGUUGUUUGUUGAUUAGCUAAUUAAGAGUCAUGAAGCUGGCAAAUUUUCUUCUAAUCUGUGCUAAACUUUAUAAUUAACAACCUAAUUAACAAGCUUUUUAUGAUGUAAUAACCCUUUUGUAAUGGGGAAAAUUUGUCAGCUUCAUAUUGCUUAUUGAUCAUCAUCAUCAUCAUAGUAUUGUAUGGACUGUGUAUUGUGUUUUGUUAAGGAAUAUAUCAGUUACAUUAUUGUCAA